Molecule: messenger RNA, 4948 nt
Organism: Hypanus sabinus (Atlantic stingray)
Lineage: Eukaryota; Metazoa; Chordata; Chondrichthyes; Myliobatiformes; Dasyatidae
Gene: atp6v1ab
Product: ATPase H+ transporting V1 subunit Ab
Exons: 15
Coding region: 32-1972 (646 amino acids)
Biological process (GO): proton transmembrane transport; ATP metabolic process
Cellular component (GO): lysosomal membrane; proton-transporting V-type ATPase, V1 domain
Molecular function (GO): ATP binding; proton-transporting ATPase activity, rotational mechanism; ATP hydrolysis activity
Source: RefSeq, a predicted model, not a curated record
GCGCCGCCGCUUACAGUUCGGCAGGGUGCGCAUGCGUGGUGGGUGGUCAGCUGACUGUCAACCGACUGCGGGAGCUCGAGACGGAGGCGAGGCGGUGCAGAGACGCAGAUCGAUCAAGAUGGAUUUCAGCAAACUUCGCAAAAUACAAGAUGUGGAGCAAGAGACGAUGGUUGGAUUUGUUCAUGGUGUCUCUGGACCAGUUGUCACUGCCUCAAAUAUGGCUGGAGCAGCAAUGUACGAGCUGGUCCGUGUUGGUCACUCUGAGCUGGUUGGUGAGAUUAUUCGCUUGGAGGGAGAUAUGGCCACAAUCCAGGUCUAUGAAGAAACCUCGGGUGUAUCUGUUGGAGAUCCUGUGUUGCGAACAGGGAAGCCCUUAUCUGUGGAGCUGGGACCUGGCAUUAUGGGAGCCAUCUUUGAUGGAAUCCAGCGACCCCUAAAGGACAUCAAUAAGCUGACACAGAGUAUUUACAUCCCCCGUGGGGUCAAUGUAAAUGCUCUAAGUAGAGACCUAAAGUGGGAGUUUACACCUUCCAAGAAUAUGCGGGUUGGUAGUCACAUCACUGGUGGAGAUAUAUAUGGCUUCGUGUUUGAAAAUUCUCUUAUUAAGCACAAGAUCAUGCUUCCUCCAAAAAACAGAGGAACAGUGACAUACAUUGCCCCAGCAGGGAACUAUGAUGUCUCUGAUGUAGUGCUGGAACUUGAAUUUGAAGGAAUUAAAGAGAAGUUCACCAUGGUUCAGGUCUGGCCUGUCCGCCAAGUCAGGCCAGUCACUGAGAAGCUUCCAGCAAGUCACCCUCUACUGACAGGACAGAGAGUGCUGGAUGCACUUUUCCCGUGUGUACAAGGUGGAACAACAGCCAUCCCUGGUGCCUUUGGUUGUGGUAAAACUGUGAUUUCUCAAUCUCUGUCAAAGUACUCCAAUAGUGAUGUGAUCAUCUACGUCGGAUGUGGGGAGCGUGGCAAUGAAAUGUCUGAAGUACUGAGAGAUUUCCCAGAGUUGACGAUGGAAGUUGAUGGUAAAGUAGAAAGCAUCAUGAAGCGAACAUCUUUGGUAGCUAAUACUUCCAACAUGCCUGUGGCUGCCAGGGAAGCUUCCAUCUAUACCGGUAUUACACUUUCGGAAUAUUUCCGGGAUAUGGGAUAUCACGUUAGCAUGAUGGCAGACUCAACCUCCAGAUGGGCCGAGGCCUUGCGUGAAAUCUCUGGACGACUGGCAGAGAUGCCUGCUGAUAGUGGUUAUCCUGCUUACCUGGGUGCACGUUUAGCCUCAUUUUAUGAGCGUGCAGGCCGUGUCAAGUGUCUGGGAAACCCUGAAAGAGAGGGCAGUGUCAGCAUUGUUGGAGCUGUCUCGCCCCCUGGUGGUGAUUUUUCUGAUCCUGUGACAUCAGCUACACUUGGCAUUGUGCAGGUAUUUUGGGGCUUGGAUAAGAAGCUGGCUCAGCGUAAGCAUUUUCCUUCAGUCAAUUGGCUGAUCAGCUACAGCAAGUAUACCCGUGCUUUGGAUGAGUACUAUGAAAAGCACUUCACUGAAUUUGUGCCACUGAGGACCAAAGCUAAAGAGAUUCUGCAGGAAGAAGAGGACCUCGCGGAAAUUGUCCAGCUUGUCGGAAAAGCAUCUCUGGCAGAGACAGACAAAAUAACUUUGGAGGUAGCAAAGUUGAUAAAGGACGAUUUCCUACAACAGAAUGGAUACACUCCCUAUGAUCGCUUUUGUCCUUUCUAUAAAACAGUCGGUAUGCUGUCAAAUAUGAUUGGCUUCUAUGAUAUGGCUCGACAUGCAGUGGAGUCAACCGCACAAAGUGAUAACAAGAUCACAUGGUCAAUUAUCCGUGAGCACAUGGGAGAGAUUCUGUACAAGUUGAGCUCCAUGAAAUUCAAGGACCCAGUGAAGGAUGGUGAGGCAAAAAUCAAAGCAGACUACCUACAACUUUAUGAAGACAUGCAAACUGCAUUCCGUAGUCUAGAAGAUUAAAAUGGGUUUUCACUGAGAAUACUUGAAAGAAAACCUGUUUUUUCCCCAGUAUUUAUGUUUUAUUUUUGUUUCUUUGCAUUCCUUUUCUGUAUUUAACACAUAUGUUGCAUUCAACGUCUGGUUAUUAAUUCUCUGUUCAGACAUCCUUUAUAGAUAUAGUUUAUUCUGGAUGUGUUGGUUCAAAUGUGCGGUCUGCUUACCAGUAGUGAAACACGUAUCAGUAUCCUGUCUCUGCCAUAACUGGUAUUGUAUGCUUUUUAUUUUCUAUAACUCACAAGUCGAGUUCACUUUUUAACCACUGCUAGUGUAAAUGUAACCACCUUCUCUCAUUUCAUAAGCCACUAGCAUAUGUGAGCUGUAAGGUAUCCUUGUUAUAUUAGGCUUUUGUACAUGUUCAGAGUAGUCAUCAUCAUAAAGCUUUAAUAUUGUAGUUUCAUUGACUGAAAUCAAAGCAUUCAGAAUUAACUGUUUUGGCAUGGAGCACUUUUGUGAAACAAUCACCAAUGUGUGAUGCAGUCUUGUGACUUUUUGCCAGAAUGAAAUUGUGGGGAAGGGGAAGUCCAGUAAUAGCAGAUCUGCCAGCUCCACUCUCAACACCAGAUGUUUUAGUUUGUGUUAAGGAGAAACAUGGAGAAUUUAUCUUUGUUGGAUUCCAAUAACUGACCAACUCUAUACAGAUCUGUUCCAAACCCUGAACGCAGAACCAAAGAUGGCUUUCAGAUAUUUUAUUUGUUGGCCAAGAUAAGUUUUAGUCUCUGGGUAAUGUAAGCUUUGCAUAACUUUCCACCUUUGGAUUUUAUACAAAGCACAGGGCUUGGCAUUCUGCCCUGAUUCUAUCUUCAUUUACAGUACAUUUUGUGUUUUCAGAAUCUGAUUCUUCAGUGGCCUUUUCAUAGGAGCCACUUUUAUCCAUAUGAAGAAGAGCCUAAUACUACAUUACCAUUACAGCAAGUCAUCUCUAGGUUUCAGAAACCUGUCAAAUAUGAACUGAUCUUGUUUGUUUUGGAUUGUGAGAUUGAUUCUAAGGCAUGUUACUUGGCCAAGGAGGCUUUGGAAAGCCGUUUAAAAUAUAAAAUUAUGGCAAUAAAAAAGGUACUUUCAAUUUCACAAUCUGUUUUUCUGGUGAGAAAUAGGUAAAUUGGAUUAUGUAAUAGUCAAGGGUGCGCUUCAGAAAACAGCACCAAAGGAAUAAUUGGCACUGCAUGUAGAAAUACAAUGACGCCAUCAUUAACUUGGUGAGACAAACUUUUCAAACCAGAAAGGUGGAUUUGAGGAGAGGUUACAGAAUUUGUAUGUUUGGAACAUGCAACAACAAACCUGUUUAAAACUGGGUUCGCUUUGUUGUUUUUACCCAUGUUGUUCAGUAACUACAUUUGUGUUCUUAAAUUUCAUUUUGUUUGACCAUCAAAAGUAUGGCCUUUCUCUCUGAAUUUUAACUGAUGGAUAAUAUUUUUCUGUCUGUACGGGUUAAUGUUGGUUCAUGAGGUAUGACUAGUCUGGUACUGAAACACUGAACUUCAUGGUAAACAAGCUCAAGUCUGAACUGAGUGUUGGUUUCUCAUUUGUUGGUAUUGUUACUGGAUCUCCAAACCUACAGUAGGAUAUAUUAUUUUGAAGAUAAUGAGUCCAGUGUUACUAAAAAAAAGAUUAUCUCAUUGCUUUUACGUCUAGUGGAAGGAUUCUGCGCUUGCUCUGCUUUACCUAAAAUGUGAUGUUUGGAACUGUUCGUUACACUCCUAAUGCUCUCAGUUGUUAAAAUUCUGAUUGGUAAAAGAAACUUGCUUUUAGUAAUGUGUAUGAUAUUUUUAAAUAUAAAGCAAAAGAUGUAUGAAAGUCAGGUUAAAGCAUUCCUCUCAGAGUUGAGAACAAAGUGAGCAGAGUUUAGAGUGAAAAUUAGUGCUAGUAAGCUAAAUAGUUAAUGUGCAGGUUAAUAUUUUGAAGUCCCAUAUACUCUCAUACAAGGUUAACAAGAAAUCACUAUGAUUAAUAUGGAAUUAGUGUUCAUUGCACAGGAUCAAGAACAUUGCCAUGCUUAAAGCUCUUGCCAGUUCGAUAUACUAAUUUAUGUUAUAAAUCUACUGUUGGUAAGAAUUGUCUAUUUGUUUCAGUCCAGUUUUGACAACCAAUCUGUAUUUUUCAAAAUAGAUUAAAAAUAUUUCCAAUAUUUUACCAACUGGAAAAUAUUCUUAAAUGUGCAAUACUCAUUAUCAUAAUAAAACUUGGAAUGUAGACUACAUUUUUUAAAAACUUGAUUUGAAGAUUCUAUCAAAAUCACUUUCAGUUAUAUAUUCAUUGGUCAAUUGUUCACUUAAAUGUCCAGGAUUCAAUUGUCGAAGGUCAAAGAAAUUAAGUCAAUGUUGUAAAUAACUUUGGAUUUGGCCCUUGGUGCUUUCAUGAUUUUUUUCAAAAAAAUUGAAAGGAUGUUCAUGCAGUAGCUUUGUAAAGAAUGUUUAAUACUUACACUGUGAAAUUACUGAAAGGAAUCAAGCCAGUGGAAAUCUGUCUGACCUAUGCUAGCUUGGCCUAGAAUAUUGGAUCUUUGACUAAAAAGGAAAAACAAGUGCAAAUAAUAAAUACCUGCGGCAAAUGAAGGACCUGGAACAGAAAAGGUGGUUUCCUUAAAUAACACCAUUUUUGUAAACAGAAAGCGCAUGUAAUUCUGAUUCCUGCAGUAAGAAAACAGCUAGUUUCUGCACUUCAUUCAAUCCUGCUGAUUCAAUUCAUGUUGAAAUCCUAAUGCAGCAAAUAGAAAUGAUAUGUGGGUGUAAUUAUCGCUCUAUCAGAUUUUAAAAGUAUAUUUGGAAUUUAAAGUGGUGAUAAAAUAACAUUGUGAUUAAUGUAAGGCAAUAAUUGUUUUCUAAUUUACUUUUCAAGAAAUGAUUUCUUGUGCACAGGAUAGUUAUGUUUUUAAAAUUCAGUCGUGCAAAAUUGUAAAAAAAAAAAUGAGCUAAAUAAAAUUGUAAUUGUGUUCAAUGA